Molecule: messenger RNA, 1500 nt
Organism: Thermothielavioides terrestris NRRL 8126
Lineage: Eukaryota; Fungi; Ascomycota; Sordariomycetes; Sordariales; Chaetomiaceae
Exons: 4
Coding region: 440-1351 (303 amino acids)
Biological process (GO): dTDP biosynthetic process; dTTP biosynthetic process; dUDP biosynthetic process
Cellular component (GO): cytoplasm; cytosol; nucleus
Molecular function (GO): dTMP kinase activity; ATP binding
Source: RefSeq, a predicted model, not a curated record
CGUACGGUACUAAGGUAGGUUAUCACAGGGUCCCGUCCAUGUAGCCCAGCAUCAAUGCGCCAGCACCCUACACAACCUACACUGCCAGUUACCUUUUCCAGCUCCCUCUCUCCUGCGCGCAAGCAUCAUACGGAGGAACGAGCGUUCGGUUGGGUCCCUGUGGCGCUCCAUCAAGCUUUCCAUUCCCUUGUUGAACGAACGGUUGCUCUUCCAGAACUUCCCCACAACCGAGUGGUUGGCUGGCUGCCAAAGCCUGCCGGCGACAGCUGCCCCUCGCCAGGAGUGAAUGGUGGCACUCCUCGUCACCUAACUUGCAAUCAAUCUAGUGCUCCCGCCAACCAUCAAUUGGUCCGCCCAUCGCAUUUCCUUGCCGUACCGUGUGUCGUCAAUUCCUUGCGCCUUCUUUCCCGAGAGAUCGGAACUGAUUCGUCGGCGGGCCAUGGCCUCAAUUAAUGAUCUGGCGACUGCCGCCGUCUCAGCCCUCGUCACUCCCGCGCCAACAACUGCAGCAGCCCCGCCCUCGCCAUUGCCAUUGCCCGAUUCGGCGCGGGCCGGAACCGAAGACGGCGCUCAUGGUGAGCCUGCCGUGGCCCGGGGCGCCCUCGUGGUCCUCGAAGGGCUCGACCGGAGUGGCAAGACGACCCAAGUCAAGCUGCUCGAGCAGCGCUUUGUCGAGCUCGGCCGCAAGGUGAAGGUGAUGCGCUUCCCGGACCGCACGACGCCGAUUGGCCAGAUGAUCGAUUCGUACCUCAGGAGCCAGGUCGACAUGGACGAUCAUGUCAUCCACUUGCUCUUCAGCGCGAACCGGUGGGAAGCAGCUAAAACCAUCGCGUCGCUGCUCACCGCGGGUGUCACGGUCAUCUGCGACCGCUACUAUCACAGCGGCAUCGUCUACUCGGCCGCGAAGCAGAAUCCUUCUCUUACCCUUUCAUGGGCCCGCGCCCCCGAAGUUGGCCUUCCUCGGCCGGAUUUAGUGCUCUUCCUGGACCUGGAUGAGAACCAGGCGAGGGCACGCGGCGGCUGGGGCGGGGAGGCCUACGAGAAGGCCGAGAUGCAGCGGCGCGUGCGGGAACUUUUCUGGGGGCUGAGCCUAGGCAAGAUCGAGACGGCGUCUGUCGUCGCAGAGCAGGGCGCCGUCGGCCCCAAGGAGGAGGUGGCGGUCGGGCCGCCCACUGCCCAGAGAUUGACGGGAACGGAGUAUCGGUUCCGCCAGGAAGAGGAAGACCUUCACGUCAUCGACGCAAGUCCGUCCGUCGAGGAGGUUGCUGAAGAAGUCUGGAGGGUAGUGAAAUCGAGAGUCGAGGCUGUCGAAAAGGGGGAAAUGGGAAGAGGGAUACGAAGGGUCUCGUAGAGGCGAGGGGAGAAGAAAGAUGUCCUUGGAUCGGUGGGCGUACGAUCAAGAGCGGGUUCAGACCUGCAUGGCGAAGUUCGAAGUUGCGCGCAGAUGCGAGUAUGGCAAAAGAAGCAUGGGAGGCAUGUCUAGGCGUCGUUGUGACACCC